GCUCGACGGCAGGCCAUGGAGAUCCUGGCAGAGCUGAGUCACACCAAGCCUAUCCUGAGUGUGCGCGAGAGGGUGGAGCUGGUGAACACCUGUGUGCGGAGCGUGUUCUCACUGCCCUCGGUGCAAGCCAUGCAGGAGAAAGACGAGUCCAAGGCAGACGUCAUCCAGACGCUUUACAACCAGACCUUGGAUUCCUUGCAGAAACUUCUGAAUGCCCUCUUUAUUGAAGACCCCACUCCUGCUGGGCUGAAGAGCAUCCUGGAGCCCCUAGGGCCCUGGAUGAACUCUGGGAAGGUCCAUGAGCGAGCUCGGGCUGUGAGCAGCAACGUUUCUGUGUUGAACCAUACGCUUGUGACCCUGCCCUUCUUUAUAUUCCCGGGGUUCCCAACACUGGGUCUUCUGCUGGGGAGGCUCCUUCUUCGAAUCGGGGACCCUGACGAAGAGAUCGGCCGGGAAGCACUGGACGGCAUCACUAUCCUCUACACCAUCCUGGAUCUCCAGAAACGGACCAAGAACAAGGAAGAGAUGAACAAGAAGGAGCUGUAUGAGAACAACAAGCGUUUCCUGGGGCCCUACAACCCUGUCAGCCCGUGCCAAAACAUUCUGCGAGUCAUUGCGGAAUUUGGAGACUUCCUGGGGCCUCAGCAGGUAAGAGACCUGCUGCUAGCAGCCUUGGAAGGCCUGAAGGACAUCUCUGAGGUCCAGGGCAAGGACUCCGGCGAGAUGAUGCAGCUGGCUUCUGAGGUCAUGCUCAGCUCAGUGCUGGAGUGGUACCGCCACAGGGCGCUGGAGGUGAUCCCAGAAAUCAUGCAGGGCAUCUAUAUGCAACUGAGCCACAUUCAGGAGCCUCGGGCGCGUGAGGUGGCUCUGCUGCCCAUCUCCUUCCUGGCCAGCUCCUUCAUGACUGAGGUUGUGGUGGCUCUGCUCAUGUGUCCCCUUCCACUGGACAGCAAUGGGGCAGAGAUGUGGAGGCAGCUGAUACUCCGGAAGCCCAGCUGUGAUGUCCGAGACCUGCUGGAUCUGCUCCUGACUAGCCUGAAGGAGAAGCCUUUAACCAAGAAGGGUCGGGCCUCCAUUGUGCCCCUGGCGGCAGCCAGUGGCCUGUGUGAGCUCCUGUCCGUCAACAGCUGUGUGGGCCGUGUGAGGCGCAUCUACCCUCAGCUGCUCCUGGCUCUGCUCAUUCAGGUCCAUUAUCACAUUGGUCUCAGCCUUCCCAGCCGUGUGGCUCCUCGAAAGGAUUCCAAGGAUGACACACAGCCUCUUCUCUUUGCACCUGUACGCUGGAUGGUGAAGGUGGUGAAAACCCUGCUACUGAAAAUGGGCUGUUCUUACGAGUCCGCGUUUCUGGAGGAGCAGGGUGGCUGGGAGCUCAUGGGCCAGGCGGAGAGCCACUACCGGGGAGUGUCCCUGUUGGCAAGGGCCAUGGUUCACUACUCCUGCCAGGAGCUGUGUCGCAUCUUGUACCUGCUCAUCCCGCUCUUGGAGAGAGGCGACGAGAGACACAAGAUCACAGCCACUGCCUUCUUUGUGGAGCUGUUCCGCAUGGAGCAGGUACGUCGAAUCCCUGAAGAAUACUCCCUGGGGCGGAUGGUGGAAGGUCUAAGCCACCGUGACCCCAUCAUGAAGGUGCUGUCCAUCCGGGGUCUGGUCAUCCUGGCACGCAAGUCUGAGAAGAUGGCCAAGGUACAGGGCCUGCUGCCUUCCAUGGUGAAGAGCCUAAAGAACAUGGACGGGGUGCUGGUGGUGGAGGCUGUCCAGGACCUCAAGACCAUCUUCAAGGAACAGGGCAAGAAGCUAACGGACAACUCAGUCUGUGUAGAGAUGCUGCAGAUCCUGCUGCCUCACUUUGUUGACGCAAGAGAAACGGUGCAGGCUUCCUGCAUCAACAUAUACGGGAAAGUGGUUAAGAAGCUCCGGACACCCCGCACCCAAGCCGUAGAGGGGCAGCUGAUCAACACGCUGAUGCCCCUGCUAUUCAUCAUCCAGGAGGGCAAUGCCAAAGUGAGCCAGAAAUGUGUGAAGACCUUGUUCCGAUGCUCUUCCUUCAUGAACUGGGAGUUGCCAAAAAGGGCUUACAGCCAGAAGCCCUGGGAGAACCAGCAACAGACAGUGACCAAAAUUUGCAAGUAUCUUGUGAGCUCUCAUGGAGACAGCGUCUUCACUUUCCUCAGCCAGAGCCUGGAGUAUGCCAAGAAUUCACGGGCCUCUCUCCGGAAGUCCUCUGUCAUCUUCAUAGGGUCCCUGGUCCCCUGCAUGGAGAACAUGAUGACUGAAGAGCGGCUGAAUGAAGUGAAAGCUACUCUGGAUAUCUUGAGACAUGAUCCUGAAGCAUCCGUGUGUAUCUAUGCGGCCCAGGCCCAGGAUCAAAUUAUGGCCAGUUGCUGGCGGAACUCUUGGCCACUGCCAUAUGGGGAUUCAUGGGUGUCUGACCCAUCCAGUACGCACCGCUGGAGUCCCAGCUGUGAGAACCUGCCCACUUCCCACCAAAGGCGCUCCUGGAUCAUGCAGGCAUUGGCCUCCUGGAAGAUGUCUCUGAAGCAGUGA
Messenger RNA from Arvicanthis niloticus (Nile rat), 2544 nucleotides. It is a transcript of the gene Mroh7, whose product is annotated as maestro heat like repeat family member 7. Lineage: Eukaryota; Metazoa; Chordata; Mammalia; Rodentia; Muridae. Gene Ontology annotation, cellular component: cytoplasm. The record is from RefSeq and is a predicted model, not a curated record.